This is a messenger RNA of Dermacentor andersoni, 6079 nucleotides long. It is a transcript of the gene roq, whose product is annotated as RING finger and CCCH-type zinc finger domain-containing protein roquin. Gene Ontology annotation, molecular function: RNA stem-loop binding; double-stranded RNA binding; ubiquitin protein ligase activity. Lineage: Eukaryota; Metazoa; Arthropoda; Arachnida; Ixodida; Ixodidae. Gene Ontology annotation, biological process: ubiquitin-dependent protein catabolic process; nuclear-transcribed mRNA catabolic process, deadenylation-dependent decay; protein polyubiquitination. The record is from RefSeq and is a predicted model, not a curated record. Gene Ontology annotation, cellular component: cytoplasmic stress granule.
AGAAGCGCUGCCGUCGCUAAAAUUGGAUGCUGUUCUGCGAGUGACGCGCACCGUGGGUUUACGUCUACUACGAGAACUGAAAAAUGAAGAGCCGUGUUUACGUUCUGGAACAGCACCCGCAAUAACUGGGAGGGUAGCGGCAGCCUGCGGGAAUUCCAGUUGUGUUGCAGUUGUGUUGGUUGCGUAUCUGGCUUGUCGCUUGUUGGGCACCGUUGUCCGUCCGCAUCGUCGUCGUCGUUGUGCGGGCUUUUGUGGCCUAGGAAUCGGUUUCACGGUGGGCUCGAGCUCCACGCGAGCCUCGCACUUCGCCACGCGGCUCGCGGACCCCGCGCUUGGCGCCCGGGAUCCUUCCAUCAGCCGUCUCGGGAACGGCAGCGGCGGUCUAGCAGCCCCCCAAACGCACCCGUUUGGAGGAGAGCUAGCGCCGUAAACAAGAGGGCCGGCCGACCGGGGCUUCGUCGAUUGGAGUUGCGGCGCGGGUUCCAGCGCAAGGGGCUCGAAGAUGUGUGGGCUACUCGUACGAUGAAAGGGAAACGCUUCCACCUGAUAGUGCGGCUCAAGUCACUCUUCUGGCUGCCCGCGUAGCCCGUGCACGGCAUCCGCGGACUGCUAUGCCGGUUGAGCGCCGCACCACAGGGCAGCUUCAGGCAGCUGAGAACGCGACCAUCGCAGCGUUCUAGUCAGCAGCAGACGGCCGACCGAACGGGAACUCGCCGUCUUCUAGUUCCCAGCACGGGCGCCGUGGGCCGGCGAGGUUACCCCACCGGGGGGGCAGCAGCCAGCAUGCCCGUGCAGGCUCCGCCCCCUCACUCGUGGGGCAGUGUGCCUGCCACUGCAGCAUCCAAUGCCUGCUGUUGCUGCCGUGGCCGUGCGCCACAGCCUGAAGGGGGAUGCCACGCUCCUCAGUGUCGCGCCCACCACCUUCAACAGCAGCAGCAGCAGCAGCAGCAGCAGCAGCAUCAGCCACAGCAGAGGCGUCACUUACCCGAAAAUGGCGUUCCCCCGCUGCUCCAUCUUGUCUCUGCGCCCCCUCCUCCACCUGUGGCGUCAGCGGCGGCAGCUGGGGCUGCGGUGAUUCCAGCAGCUGCACCUGCUGUUGCCUCCGCAGUUCCUGAGGAGAGUGCCGAGCAAGUGGUCGCACGCUGUGUUCAUGAGAUGGCGCUGCUUCUCAGGCCUGCUGCCCAAGGUGGGUGCUGGCUGAGCCGGCCCUUGCAGCGCAAGCUGGUUUCUCUGGUGCACUGCCCCCUGUCCGAGCCAGAGGGGCGGGCCCGGGCAGCCCGCGCAGCACGCUCGCUGGGCGAGCGCUGUGCCCUCGAGCUUCUCCUCCAGCACCACCAGCACAACCAGGCGGGUGGCGGAGCAGGCGGAGGGGGCCAGCAGCUGAGCGCUGCCCUGUGGGCGGCCGUACGUGCCCGUGGCUGCCAGUUCCUGGGGCCCCACAUGCAGGAGGAAGUGUUGAGGCUGGUCCUCCUUGCCCUCGAGGAUGGGUCGCCCCUGUCGCGCAAGGUGUUGGUGCUGUUUGUGGUUCAGCGCCUGGCACCCCACUUCCCCCAGGCCUCAAAGACCAGCAUAGGCCAUGUGGUGCAGCUGCUCUAUAGGGCGUCCUGCUUCAAGGUGUCCAAGCGAGAGGGUGACUCAUCGCUGAUGCAGCUCAAGGAAGAGUUCUGCACAUAUGAGGCGCUGCGGAGGGAGCAUGACGCGCAGAUCGUCCAGAUUGCCAGCGAGGCAGGCCUGCGGAUCGCACCUGAGCAGUGGUCAUCACUUCUCUAUGGGGACGCGGCCCAUCGGUCACACAUGCAGUCGCUGGUGGACAAGCUGCAGAGUCCACAGUCCUUUGCCCAGAGCGUCCACGAGCUGUCGCUUGCGCUGCAGCGGACGGGUGACCCUGCGGGACUGGCUGCCCUGCGGCCACACUUUGAUCUCCUUGCCCAUUGGGAACCGCCGCCAGACGGUGGUGCACCGACGUGGGAGGAGCUGAGCCGGUGCGUGCUCGCGGCACGUGCCUGCCUCCAAGGGCUUGUGGCAUUCAUGGGGGCCUUUGGGGGGCGGCGAAUGAACGGAGGGGGCGGAGGAGCCCCAUCGUCCUCUUCGCCCGGGAGGGGCAGGGCUGAGACGGGAGGUGGCGCGGCUGGUGGGAGUCCCGGCCACAACCCUGGUGGGUCCCGCUACAAGACGAGCCUGUGCCGCGAUGUGGCUCAGCGUGGCUCGUGCCCCCGCGGGGCCCACUGCACCUUUGCUCACUCCCAGGAGGAGAUGGACAGCAGAAAACCACCUUAUGUCCGACAAAACCGGUACAGAAAAGUCUUCACCGCGAAAAAGCACAGUACUCCUGUGCAGAAUUUGCAGCCAACUGAAAGAAAACCGCCUCCCCGUUCUGACGACAGAUUCAGAAAGUACCGUGCAAGGCGGCCUCCAAGGACAUCUGUAGAUAUGCCCAAGCCCUCUGUCAGCAAUGACGGCAGGACUGCCAGUACUAGUGGCUACUGCUGUUCAUUGUACCGGUCACGUGAACCAGGCUGCAGCCCCGAUCACCGUCUGGCGUCCUGCCCACCGGUGCCGGUCAGUCUGUGCGAGUCGCCACCGCCUAUUUUGGCACCUCCUCCCUGUCGACGUGUGGAUCCUGUGGCUCCACCCAUCUCGGUCGGCCUCAAUCCUGAAAGUCCGGCCUUUCACCCGGAUGAGCCCUGGUGCAACCCCUCUCCACCAAGCCGGAUGGUGUUACAUCACAGCUUGGCACUUUCACAAUUAGAGGAUGAUGAUGACUGGGGCUCUAGCCAUGGGUCCUGUGACAGCUCUACCUCGAGUCAUCAUCCAACUCGACCUUGCCCAUCUGAGGAGGAUCCCCUGGUGCCCUUUGACCCUCCUUUAGUCUCCAAGUAUGGACCCAUCUCCCGCUGUGCGCGAACCCUUGUUAGAGGUCCUGCCCCCAUCCAGGUAACAUCCCGGCAGCCCCAGGAACUGACUAGUCCCACAGCUGCCUUGCGGCUGCCCCUGGCAUCCGCUGCGGCUGCCCCAUCAUUCUACGCACAGGCAGGUUUUGCCCUUCUCCCGAGUGACCUGGCAUGCGGGGCUCUGGCUGAUCCUCCGCCUCCGCUGCUGUUCCCUUUCAAGAGUGCACCCCCUUUCACCCCCUCUACGGGAGCCCUGCUGGCCGCUCCGCCGCCACUCGUCGCACCCCCGACUAAGGGAAGCGAGUCUUGGGCGGGACAGCCCCAGGUGCCGACGUCAGUGGGUCCCUGGCUCCUGAACCAGCUGGAAGAGUCGGCACAGUUUUGCUCCGACAACUGCUGGACCCACCAGGAACACUGAGAAGGGGACACACACUGGGCACAGGGCCCCAUCCACCGCAAGCAUUUGUAGACAUGGUGUGGACCCUGUCGUCGCCAUGUCAGAGCAGCAUCGACCCAGCCACACAGUCACUGCGCCAUACUUGCCCGGCCAUUGGAUGUUGAGGAAGCCAGCCAAAUUAUCGUUAUAUGGGAAGAGCAAAGAGCAGUCCCACGCUGCUGGAUGUCUCUGAGGUCAGGCCACACCUUCCAUUUCUGGAAAGGGCGACAUCGGGGCUGUGGCCCUACCACUUGGGAAGCUGCCCUCGCAACCUUCGAGUUUGCCGUUACAAUCGGCAAGGAAGAGGUGGACGAGGGCUCUUGGCGCGCAGCGUGCCAGGUCGUGUGUCCAGCAUGUCAAUGACCGAGACUACCACCGCUCAUUGACUUGGAAAUUUCCCGAGAAACCCCGGAAAUUUUUAUUUUGUGUGUAUGCUGUAGCACAUGCCUGGCUGGCCAAAAUACGCUCACUGCGCAGUGUUUUAGAAGCACAGUGGCGUGUGGGUGUCGCCGCAAAUUGAAACAGUGGUCCUAAAGAAUGUGUGGGAGGUCUGCGGGAAGUGGUGGAUUAUCGGUGUGUGUUGUAAUGCACCGCAUCUUACAGUUCCUUGCCAGACGUUGCAUGUGUGCUUUUAUAAGUGGGGCCAUCCUGGUGGUGGUCGCAAUACGACGUUUAAGGCCGAGGGACAUCUUGGGAUGUUGCUUAAAUUAAAUCUAUUAAGCAAGAAGUGUACUUCAAAUCAAGAAAAGAAGCACCUCUUUGCUGAGCACAAAUGUGGUAAUAGCUGGAAAUGGCCCUUUUCUCUGUGUUGUAUAUCCGAUUCACAAUCGUCAAAGUGUAGUAGUAGUUUCCUGGUCAUUGUUUUUUUUUCCUUUUUUUUACACUUUGCUUUCAGCUGCACCUCAAAAUCUAGUUCAUUACAUGCUUGCCACAUGUAUGAAUGAAUGUAUCAUGGUGUGAAUGUUGCUAGACUUUAUGAGGAAGCAUUAUUAUUGGCUGGUGAGGGGUGCACUGUAGUCUUCCACAAGAGAACUACCGCUUGUCACUCUUGAUUGCAGGCCCGUUUCUUUUUCCAGUGGGCUGCUCAACUUGUGAAGUUGAGGAUGAUGCUAAGAUAUUGCUGGACAGCCAUUACUGAACCCGGAAUUCCUUUUUCCUCGUGCAGUUUUGCUAAAGGCACACUUUUGCGAGUUUUUGGGAAACUGCUGCAUGAGCUGUGGCACUAAAGCUGAGAUUUCUUUGGUAGCAGGUGUUUGAACAGGGUUCAUGAAUACACCUUUAAUGCGAAGCAUACUUUGGCUUAUACCUGGUAGGCUGGUAGGUUCCUGUCUCGCAUCAUCAUGAAAAAAAAAUUGCUCAACAGCCUGAUGCUCUAACUGUUAGGCCACAAUCGCACACAUACUUCUCUCGUGCCAAUGGGAACUAGAUCUUUGAGACCAUUGGCAGUGUGUCGCAUCUCAUAGUAUGAGCUAUGUGAUUAGGUUGCAUGUGUGCACCUGUCAGUUUCAAUUUGGCCACAAACUUGCCACUUCUUUGCAUGCAUCGCGUCUCAUCGCUAAAGGAAAGCAGGAGCGUGUCAGUUUCUUAUAUUCCCUUGUUGCAGCCAGUGCUUUGAGAUGCUGGGUUAGACUGCACUGCCUUUGGGAUUGGCUCAUGUCCUAGUCCUUUCCUCUUGGCAGCUAAUGCUGCUGUGCUGUGAGUCAUUGUACUGCCUUUAGGACUGGCCAAAGUUGUAAUGAAACAAGUUGCAACAUUUCUUCGCUAGAGUACAAAAAAAAAAAAUUAUGCUGUCGCUGUCAUGCGAGCGUCAUCGCCAUCAUUGUAGUGUUGCUGCUGUCACCACACACGUGUUUGCAUCGCCCACAGCUUACACCUUGCACAAACUUGUUGGUCCAUCUGGUAAACUUUUCGUAACAUCGACUACCACAGUGUGUGGGUUCUACAUAAUCAUGUGCAUGUACCACCCGUACAUGCACACUAUACCGCAUACAUUGCAUGCCUUGACUAGCAUCCAUGGGUCGCAGCCAAAUAGAAGAAAGGUACACAAAGUUGCAUUAAAAAUCCGCGCACAAUUUUAGCACCAGAAUUGCUUUUCAAUUGCAGCUACAUAUACAGCAAGGUUGGAGCAAGUUUUGCACAGGGUACCAUGGUGUUUCAUUCCUGUUAGUGGCUUUCGUAACUGGAGUCUUGUGGUUCAGUAAUGGCUGCCCGCUGGGAGACGCUGGCUUUUUUGGCACUGAAGAAAAAGCGCGAUAACUACUGUGUAGUGCACUAUGUUUGGGGGACGUUGCAAUUAUUGGGAACACAUACUGUCCCAUUCAUGCUUGGUUAAGGUACGUGUGUAAGAGGCAAAAAUGAGUGCUUUCUACAUACGCACUAGUGCAUUUGCAUGCUGCGCUUGUCUGAAGCCAAAGGCUCCAUCAUUGCACUCCCACGAAAAUAUUGGAGCAUCUUUUGCAGGCACACUUUUACAGCAUCAAUCUGAAUGCAGUACGUGUGCUUCACGGUAGAGUUGGCACAGCUAGAUCUUUCUCGAGUAUUUGGAAAUUGCGGCGUUUGAGAAGUUGCAGAAGGACGUUUGGCACUUUCAGGUGGCAACCACAUUGGAAUGCAAGUUGUACCUGUAAGGCAACUUUUUCUCGUAUUGCAGGCCGCAGCCAUAGAAAUGUUACGCAGCUGCUUUUGUCAUUGUGGCUGACCACAUAAGGCUUUUCGCCUGAAACUGAGCAAGUUAUAAAUGUGAGGCUUUUCA